AUCCAGGGCCCGCCGGACAAGCCUGCAGGAUAGGCCGCCCGGAAAGUCCCGGGUGUGGGCAGGUCUCCUCGUCCUCGGUGGCGUUCUCCUCCCUCGCGGUGGGACAGCGAAGGUACAGCGCCGGGGGCACGGCCCGGGCGGCGGGCGGGCGGGAGAAGGCGGAGCGGCCUGCCCGGCGAUCGCCGAGGGCAGCCCGGUGAGGAUCCCGGUGCCCGUGGAGCCCAGCGUCCUGGCUGCGGCCUCCCGGACGCGCGAUGAAGCCCCGGCCCGCGAGGUUCGUGGACAACAGGCUGAAGCAGCGAGUCGUGCAGUACCUCACCAGUAACAGAUGUGGCAAAUAUGUGGACACUGGAGUUUUAGCAUCUGAUUUACAAAGAAUGUACAGUAUAGACUAUGGUCGAAGAAAAAGAAAUGCUUUUAGGAUUCAGGUAGAAAAAGUAUUUAGCGUAAUUGCCAGUGAGAAAGAACCUAAGGAUCUAACAGAAUUGGAAGAUGAGCAUCUGGCCAAAAGAGCAAGACAAGGUGAAGAGGAAAACGAGUAUACUGAAAGCUCUUCAGAUCAUGAUUCAAAUACGGAAGAUUACCCAGAUCCACAGGCGGCAAAUCACAUGAACAGCUCCCUGCUCUCCUUGUAUCGGAAAGGACAUCCCGACUCUGCUUCACGGACUCCCGAGAUGGAUCACAGAGAAGCCACCGACUCGGCCCCACGGACACCUUCCGGAACAGACUCCAUUCCUUCGAAGACCCCUGCCAGGGGUUCAGAGGGAGGGUGGUUUAUUGAUAGAACUCCCGGUGGAAAGAUGGACCUGGCAGACGAGAAGAGCAAGCACAAGAAGCCAGGAUCUGAGAGAGAGCUUCGGAGAGCAGGACCUUUGUUUUGCUUCAUAGCGUCUCCCUGGCUAAAAUGCACCCAGCACGUCGUUGUCAGGCAGUUGGUCGAAUUCGUGCCUGAUGAACUUUCCGAGGAUUCCAAAGACGCUUCUCUGCUGGAGAGUAAUGAAAAAAGGAAAGGCAGGCUGAAGCGCAAGGGAAACAAAAGGAAGAAAGACCUUCAGGAAGUAGACGGAGAAAUACAAGCUGUCCUGCAGAGGAAAGCUAACGCCAAGGGGCUGGAAUUACAGAUCUCCAAGGUGAAAUUUGAAGAUGUUGGAGGCAGCGAUACGACAUUAAAAGAAGUCUGCAAGAUGCUCAUCCACAUGCGUCACCCGGAGGUGUACCGCCACCUGGGCGCCACCCCGCCGCGUGGGGUUCUCCUUCACGGGCCGCCGGGCUGCGGGAAGACCUUGCUCGCGCACGCCAUUGCAGGGGAACUGGACCUCCCAAUUCUGAAAGUAGCUGCCACGGAGAUCGUAUCCGGCGUGUCUGGGGAGUCUGAGCAGAAGCUGAGAGAAUUGUUUGAGCAGGCAGUGUCAAAUGCACCCUGUGUCCUCUUUAUUGAUGAAAUUGAUGCCAUUACCCCCAAAAGAGAUGUUGCUUCAAAAGAUAUGGAACGAAGGAUUGUGGCCCAGCUCCUAACCUGCAUGGACGAUCUGAAUACCAUGGCUGCCACCGCUCAGGUCCUAGUCAUUGGAGCCACUAACCGCCCGGACUCAUUAGACCCUGCUUUGAGACGUGCAGGAAGGUUCGACCGAGAAAUAUGCCUGGGUAUCCCAGAUGAAGCAUCCAGGGAAAGAAUACUUCGAACUUUGUGCAGAAAACUAAGGCUUCCGGAAACUUUUCAUUUCCACCACUUGGCACACCUCACUCCAGGCUUUGUUGGCGCUGACCUGAUGGCGCUCUGCCGAGAGGCAGCCAUGUGUGCGGUCAGUAGGGUCCUGAUGAAGCUGCCCGAGCCGCGGGCCGACCCCGAGAUGGAAGCUUUGCUCUCCAGAGGAGGCCGGGGAGACGGGAUCGGAACGAAGCCCGCUUCCGAAGCACGGGAGCUUUCCCCGCAGGUGCCGAACCUGUCCUUCGUGUCGGCCGCCCAGCAAGCGUCGGAUGAAUUGCAAAGGCUGCUGGCGUUGCUGCGAAACCAGGACCCCCUCUCAGAGGAGCGGCUGCAAGGGCUGCGCAUUGAACUGAAUGACUUCAUUGUUGCUCUGUCCUCCGUCCAGCCCUCGGCCAAAAGGGAGGGCUUUGUCACUGUCCCCAAUGUGACUUGGGCAGACAUCGGUGCCCUGGAAGAUGUCAGAGAGGAGCUCACCAUGGCCAUCCUGGCACCGGUACGUAACCCCGAUCAGUUCAGAGCCCUCGGAUUGGUGACCCCAGCUGGAGUCCUCCUGGCGGGCCCGCCCGGCUGCGGGAAAACGCUGCUGGCCAAGGCGGUUGCAAAUGAGUCCGGACUGAACUUUAUAUCUGUCAAGGGCCCCGAAUUGCUAAAUAUGUACGUUGGUGAGAGUGAGCGUGCAGUACGACAGGUGUUCCAGCGAGCCAAGAACUCCGCGCCCUGUGUCAUAUUCUUCGACGAAGUGGACGCCCUGUGCCCUCGAAGGUCAGACCGAGAGACGGGGGCGAGCGUGCGCGUGGUGAACCAGCUGCUCACCGAGAUGGACGGGCUGGAAGCGCGGCAGCAGGUUUUUAUCAUGGCGGCCACCAACCGGCCAGAUAUCAUUGACCCUGCAAUCCUGCGCCCAGGACGCCUGGACAAAACACUUUUUGUGGGUUUGCCGCCCCCAGCGGAUCGCCUGGCCAUCCUGAAAACCAUCACCCAAAAUGGCACCAAACCCCCACUGGCCGCAGAUGUCAGUUUGGAAGCCCUUGCUGGGGACCUUCGCUGUGACUGCUAUUCUGAAGGAACCACCCAUUUCGAGGCCCCGAGGAACCCCGAGGUCCAGGGGUUGUCCGGACGACAGGACGUGAUCAGAGCACUGUGGUGACAGCGUGUGAACGCCCCUCCCACCCUGUAAGGAGAGUGUCUCCACCUCUACCCCAGCCCUCUUGGGAAGUUACUGUUAACGGGGCAAAGGCUUAAGUGAGUAGUUUACAGCUUCAAGCGCUAAAAUCUGAAAAGAUGUUCCGUUCACAACAAAGGGCGUGUCACGGCAGAGCUAAGCCCGGGCCACAUCCUUGGGUUACACAGCGUAGGGUGUGCAUUAUAAAGUGUCAGGGUUAACGUUGAACGGUGUGUGCUUAGGGUUUAUGCUCCUGUAAUCACUUUGAGAGACCGAUAAUUCUAGGCUUCAGCUACUCGUUUGUGAUAAAGACGCCUCCACACCUGUGUAAGGGGUUUCAGUGUUAAGGAGAGCAGUGAACACCCAAGCGUGUGUGUAAUUAUUAAAUAGCAUUGUAAACCGGCACCUAACCACAGAAACAUUAGAUUCACUUCACAAUGUAAGCUCUGUGGGCAUUUAAAUUUUAUAUAUUAUCGGGGUUAUCAACUUCAGACGUUAAAUAGGUUUAAUGGCUAGAAAUGAGGUAUUUCCCCCAGAUUCAAACUCUUUCCCGAAGGGCUGCAGGAAUUCUGUUUAAGAUGUAAUGUAGUGAAGCACCAGUCAGCACCAGCGUUUUCCGCUGAACUCAGGAACCAUGUUGACACGGCAUAUUAUUUACUGCCCAGAGUAAUUAUGUGAAGGCUUGCCGGUUUUCCUGUUUUAGCUCAUUUAUGAUAGGUCCACUCAGCUCAGGCUUGAAUCAAGGGUAUUAAAGACUUUCUAGCCUUUGCGUUUCCCUGUUUUGAACUAGGUGCCAUAAAUGACUUGUUAUCUGAGCUUACUCGAGAUGUCAGGUAGCGAGCGUGUGGGCGGUCAGCUUGUCGGCAGCCUAGGCCUUGUGAAUGAAGAUUUUAUGACAGAUGUGUCCGUUUCUUUCUCUUGACUCGGCGAUUCGCUUUUUGCAUUAACAGUAUCUAUUGCUAUUAGCAUCGGAGUAGUUCCGAUUCAUUGCUUUAUUUGCAUCAUAAUUACCCUUCUUCUAAAAGUUAGAAAUAUUUUAAGGAAAAGUGAGAAGCUCUUUCCUACUGACCAUCAUCUGUUUACCCCACCUUUAUCGGUUGGUUUCUUGCCUAAUUGUAUAAUAUGUGACUGAAAAUUGCUGUCAGACUUCUUUCUGUUCUUUGCAGUGUCUAAGAAUAAAUCAGUGAGUGUGGUUAUGUUU
Prionailurus viverrinus (fishing cat) is the source of this 4071-nucleotide messenger RNA. RefSeq names its product nuclear VCP like (gene NVL). Gene Ontology annotation, cellular component: nucleus. Lineage: Eukaryota; Metazoa; Chordata; Mammalia; Carnivora; Felidae. The coding region runs from base 255 to 2855 and encodes 866 amino acids. Gene Ontology annotation, biological process: ribosome biogenesis. Gene Ontology annotation, molecular function: ATP binding; ATP hydrolysis activity; preribosome binding. The record is from RefSeq and is a predicted model, not a curated record. The transcript has 22 exons.